Clonostachys rhizophaga is the source of this 876-nucleotide messenger RNA. Lineage: Eukaryota; Fungi; Ascomycota; Sordariomycetes; Hypocreales; Bionectriaceae. The record is from the annotation of a GenBank genome assembly.
AUGGCCAGCGACAACAAAACAGUUGUAAUCCAAUGGGUCCUUGACACCCGUAAACUCUGGCCGCAGGCGACGCAAACCAGCCAGCUUCGACAAUAUGCGGCCAGGGCCCUCGAGCUCCUGACGCCCACGCAGCGCGAGGACGCCCUGCGCUACGUCCACUGCAAGGACGCCAAGAUGGCACUGGGCUCGCAGCUCCUCAAGCGCUACCUCAUCAGCCGGUACGCCGGCGUGGCCUGGGACGCGGCCUCGCCCACGCGCAACAAGGACACCAAGCCGGUAUUCCUCCACCCGGACGACGGGUCCGAGCCCCUCAUCUUCAACGUCUCGCACCAGGCGGGGCUCGUCGUCGUCGCCGCGGCCCUCCACCCGCCCCCCGGUGUGACGCUGGGCGUCGACGUCGUCUGCCCCCCGGAGCGCCGCGACCGCGACCGGCAGUACGUCCGCUCCGACGGGUGGCUCGCCUUCCUCGAGAUGCACGCCGACGUCUUCUGCCCCCGCGAGGUGAGCUACCUGGACCGGCUGCCCGUGGCGGACGUGGACGUGCGGCUGCGGUACUUUUACACGCUGUGGUGCCUGCGGGAGGCGUACGUCAAGAUGACGGGGGAGGCGCUGCUGGCGCCGUGGCUGGGCGUGCUGGAGAUGCGGUCGUUUGCGCCGCCGGAGGAGGAUGGCCAGUUGGAGAUUUACUUCCGCGGGCAGAAGCUGGAUAACGUGGACAUGCACUUGGUGAAUUACCUUGAGCUGUACAUGAUUGGGACGGCGGUUGGGCGGAACAAGGAUGGGGAGACGCUGGAGAUUGGAGACUACGAGCUGCUGGAUAUUGAGGAGGUUAUUGAGUUUGGCGAGAAGGCAAAGGCUGGGCAGGUUCCUGCGUAG